GAUGGAGCCUGGUCGCCGCUCGCCCUCGCCGCCGCCGCCGCCCUCCUCCUCCCUUCCCCCUGGCGGCGAGGUGGUUGCAGCAGACCCUGCCCUCGCCGAACCGCCAGCGUGUCCCCCGGGCUCCGCUCGGCCCCCGCUUCGUCCCGCCUCGCCGGAGCUGCUGGAGUUCGACGACGAUGAGGACCUGGAAGUGUUCAGCAAGGAUGCAUCCCUAACGGAGGUAAAUUCAUUCAGCCCUUUGAUGCCAAUGUCUCCAUCUUCAAUGAUAAACCAGUACAGAUUUGAAGAUGAGCCAGAAUCAAGGGAUCUUUUCAUUACAGUUGACGAGCCUGAAAGCCACAUCACUGCCAUUGAGACAUUCAUCACCUACAGGGUUGUUACAAAGACAACCCGUGGUGAAUUUGAUUCCAGUGAGUAUGAAGUUAGACGACGAUAUCAAGAUUUCCUUUGGUUAAAGGGAAGACUUGAAGAAGCACACCCAACGCUCAUUAUUCCCCCGUUGCCUGAAAAAUUCAUAAUGAAGGGAGUCAUGGAACGAUUUAAUGAAGAAUUCAUUGAAACAAGAAGGAAAGCGCUACAUAAAUUUUUAAACCGAAUUGCUGAUCACCCGACUUUAACUUUUAAUGAGGACUUAAAAAUUUUCCUUACUGCACAAGCCUGGGAGCUUUCAUCUCACAAGAAGCAAGGCCCUGGGUUGUUCAGCAGAAUGGGACAAACUGUUAAAGCAGUUGCUUCAUCCAUGCGAGGAGGUUCCGUGAAAAACCGCCCUGAAGCCUUUACAGAAAUGAAUGACUAUGUGGACAUAUUUAGCCAGAAAAUCAGUCUGUUGGACAAAAUCUCCCACCGAGUUUACAAGGAAGAGAAAGACUAUUUUUGUGAAAUGAAGGAAUUUGGCCCAAUCCACACACUGUGGUCUGCCUCUGAAGAAGACCUAGUAGACACACUCAAAGGGCUGGCCGGCUGCAUUGACAAGUGUUGCAAGGCUACCGAGAAACGGAUGUCUGUGCUCUCUGAAAGCCUCUUCCCUGCGAUCCAUGAAUAUUUGCGUUACAGUGAAAUAUUAACGGGGGUUUUGAAAAGAAGAGACCACAUCCAGGCAGAACUGGAUUCCAAAGUUGAUGCGGUAUAUAGUAAAAAGACCGAAAAUGAUCUGGCAUCUGAAGACAUAGGAAAACUUGAAGACAAAGUAGAGUGUGCCAAUAAUGCUUUGCAGGCUGAUUGGGAUAGGUGGAAGCAAAGCAUGCGUCUGGAUAUGAAGUUGGCAUUUAGCGACAUGGCAGAAAAUAAUAUCCACUAUUAUGAACAGUGCCUUGCUACCUGGGAGUCCUUUUUGACAUCUCAAACAACCACAGACAUUCGUUUGGAAGAAGAACCUGAAGAUCGGUCUUGACUUCCUCUUAUGAGGAUCUGAUAAAUCUUCCUCUGAAAUAUUGCUAGCCAAAGAAGUGCUCUGUACAUGAAAUCAAAUCCGUUUAUUCUAUAUAACUGUUAAGAUUCAAAAAUAUGUGGAAAGCAAACUUAUUGAAGUCUCAGGUAUUCUAUUGUCCUUGAUGUAUUUGAAUAGUGGUGGGGGUGUAUACACAUGUACACACAUAGUAUAUACACACACCCCGGCAGAGAGCGGGAGAGAGAGAUCUAGUUUGGAUGUAACACUAAACACUGGUUUAGUAUUAUGAGUACAAGCCUCACACUCAAGACACCCCCUCCUCUCCUCUUCUCUUCUCCAGUGUAACCAUAAGGAGUAGGCCAGAAGUUUCCAUUUUAGCUUAACCAUGAAUAGAACCCUAAAUUGUAUGACCCCUAUGUUAUGGUUAAUCUUAAACAUGGUUUGCAGAAACAAGCUAGCUUCUUAGAAGUUGGGUUGUUUCAACAAAGCAUAGUUAAGAUUAACUGCAGUUUGGAAAACAUGACAGGAAAUCAGAAGUGAAAGCUUCUAAAUGACUCAUACACAGCGUAGAAGGACUGAGAAGGAAAGUCUACAGCUUGCUUAUGCUCAUUCUCAUAAUGCUAAACUAUAAUUUAAUGUUACAUCUGAACUCAGGCACUUACACAAAAAUAGAGAGAAAUCUGGUUUCCAACGCUUGUGCAUAUAUUUAGGAUUUUUUAAAUAUAUAUAUAUAUACUGUGUAAUUUGGAUAUAAAAUAUUUUAAAUAUGUA
Molecule: messenger RNA, 2158 nt
Organism: Elgaria multicarinata webbii
Lineage: Eukaryota; Metazoa; Chordata; Lepidosauria; Squamata; Anguidae
Gene: SNX7
Product: sorting nexin 7
Exons: 9
Coding region: 2-1390 (462 amino acids)
Biological process (GO): endocytic recycling; reticulophagy; autophagy of mitochondrion
Cellular component (GO): early endosome; phagophore assembly site
Molecular function (GO): phosphatidylinositol binding
Source: RefSeq, a predicted model, not a curated record